Vespa mandarinia (Asian giant hornet) is the source of this 1405-nucleotide messenger RNA. RefSeq lists its product as uncharacterized. Gene Ontology annotation, cellular component: extracellular region. Gene Ontology annotation, molecular function: chitin binding. NCBI's taxonomy places the organism in Eukaryota, Metazoa, Arthropoda, Insecta, Hymenoptera, Vespidae. The record is from RefSeq and is a predicted model, not a curated record.
GAAAAAAAUAGAUAAAAAAAAAAUUAUAUACAUACAUACAUGUACGAGAUGAAGUUAGGAUUCUUCCUCGUUUUAUUUUAUAUUGGCGUUAGUAUAGCCACGAGAAGGAGCAGAUCGACAACGUCUGCAACCGGAGUAACGUCUACGACAUUGAAGGAUGACGAUGAACUGAGCUAUGCGGAAUCAAGUGAAGAAUUGGAACACUCAUGGGAUAGCAUAAAGUUACAGAAAUUGGAUGGCCGAUCGAAUGGUUGGUCGAACGAUCAUAAUUCAACAGCCGACAAUACCUUAAUUAUUAGCCGUGACAACAGUGGAAUAAUCGAGGGAAAACAAUAUGGAGAAAUACCGAAACCAAUUUCCAUACCAAAUCCAAUUUCGCCAACUUACGUGCCUUCCUCGCAACCACCAUUGCCACCGUCCGGUUGUUUAACAUCUAGGGGACAAUUUUCAAGUCAGAAAAAUUGUGCUAAUUAUUUGAAUUGUUGGGACGACGUUGUCAUAGAACAAACAUGUCCUAACGGAUUGUUAUUCAAUGAUCUCACCAAUUUCUGUGAUUUCGAUUACAACGUAAAUUGCGGCAACAGACCAUUACCAACUCCGAAACCACCAUUACCGCCGGGGUCAAAGUUAUGCCCGGAUCCAUACGGACGUUAUCGUAGCUCGAUGAACUGCUCGGAAUUCUACGUUUGUCUUGCCAAUAAACCCAUCAAGUUCGGUUGUCCUCGUGGAUUGGUCUACAAUGACGAAUUGGGAGUAUGCGAUUAUCUACGUAACGUCGACUGUAAAGGUAGUGCAACGCCAAAACCUCAACAAUCAACGACUCAAUCUUGGUCACAAUCGUCCGUUUCUAUUCAAUAUCCUCCAUCUUAUCCAUCGCAAUCUCCUUAUCCGACCCAACAACCAUCUUACAUUCCUCAACAACCAACAAGACCAAGUUCUCCUUAUCUCGGUAGUUCUUGGGUUAGUAACGUCAACGGUGAAUUAUGGCAGCAACGUACCGGCAACAACGAUAGAGAAUUAGAAAAGGAGGAAGAAGAAAGGGAUAGUACGGCCUCGAGGAAACCGGAAAUAAUCGAGGAAUUAUCGGAAUCUUCGAGUAUAACGAAUCCAUGGACUAUACUUCAUACUAUACCGGCGUCAAUGAGUAAAAUUCCAUGUACCGAUGGGGAUCUCCAUAAACUCGAUGAAACUUGUACAAGCGUACUUGUUUGCAGAACUGGUAGACCGCAAUUAGUCAGAUGCACGACGGGAAUGAUCUACGACAGACCGACCGAUUCCUGUAAACCAUUUACGAUUGCCAAAUGCUAACUUACGAUAAAAAGGAAAUUAAAAAUUCGUCGAAGGAUCCUCGAACGCAAUGACGUAAUCAUUUUUUCUUUUUCAAAUUUAGCAAUCUCGUUACAAC